Messenger RNA from Dioszegia hungarica, 549 nucleotides. Its product is annotated as ADP-ribosylation facter. Lineage: Eukaryota; Fungi; Basidiomycota; Tremellomycetes; Tremellales; Bulleribasidiaceae. The record is from RefSeq and is a predicted model, not a curated record. The transcript is spliced from 7 exons. Gene Ontology annotation, cellular component: plasma membrane; cytoplasm. The coding region runs from base 1 to 549 and encodes 182 amino acids. Gene Ontology annotation, molecular function: GTPase activity; GTP binding. Gene Ontology annotation, biological process: intracellular protein transport; vesicle-mediated transport.
AUGGGUCUCUCCGUCUCUCGCCUGCUCCAAGGCCUCUUCGGCAAAAAGGAGAUGCGUAUCCUCAUGGUCGGUCUCGAUGCCGCCGGUAAAACAACCAUCCUCUACAAGCUCAAGCUCGGAGAGAUUGUCACCACCAUCCCUACUAUCGGUUUCAAUGUUGAGACGGUCGAAUACAAAAACAUCUCGUUCACUGUUUGGGAUGUCGGAGGACAGGACAAGAUUCGUCCCCUUUGGAGACAUUACUUCCAGAACACUCAGGGUAUCAUCUUCGUGGUAGACUCCAACGACCGAGAGCGUAUCACUGAGGCCCGCGAGGAACUGCAACGCAUGCUGAGCGAGGACGAGCUGAGGGACGCCCUUCUCCUGGUAUUUGCCAACAAGCAGGAUCUGCCCAACGCCAUGAACGCUGCCGAAAUCACCGACAAGCUUGGUCUCCACUCUCUUCGUCAGCGUGCUUGGUACAUCCAGGCUGCAUGCGCUACCUCAGGUGACGGUCUUUACGAAGGAUUGGAAUGGCUCUCGACAAACCUCAAGAAGCGAGGCCAGUAA